UGAAAAGAAUGAACGCUUCCUUCAUUACCCUUAUCCCUAAAUGUAAUAACCCCACAGCAUUUACGGAAUACAAACCACUCAGCAUGGUCGGGAGCUUAUACAAGGUAAUGGCAAAGGUUUUAGCCAAUAGAUUCAGAGUGGUUAUUGAGAAUGUUAUUAGUCCGAACCAAUUUACAUUCAUCAAAAGUAGACAAAUUAUGGACUCCACGCUCAUUGCUAAUGAGCUUGUUGACUGUCCUUAGAAAAGGAGAGAAGGUGGGAAUUCCUCCUCAGGUCAAGCAUAAGUGCAAAACAAAUAGGUCUGGUCUAGAGAUUUCAUUUUCAGAAAGCAGAAGCUGUUGUUUUCCUUGAGUCGAGAUCCUUCCAAAUGGGAUUUCAGGAAGAAUCCUAACUACCUGUCUGGUUUCCAAAAAGCUUGGUGAUCAUUGUGCAGGUCGCAAGUGCCACAGCCACAUUCGGGAUGACCUUCUCCUCCUCAAUGUCUGUUGUAGAAUACUACCUUCUGAACCGUUUCCCAGUUCCUUAUGCUCUCUACUUCAUUGUUGUGUCCAUCAUUGCGGCCUUAAUAGGUCAACAAGCUGUCGAUAGCCUGAUCAGAUUAACCGGAAGGAAAAGAAUCCAUUAUCAUCUUUGUUCUAGCCUUCACGAUAUUCGUCAGCGCCCUUUCACUGGGAGGGGCUGGCAUAUCAGGCAUGGUUGAGAAGAUUGAGCAGAAUGAUUACAUGGGAUUUGAGAACCUCUGCAAAUACGAGGAUUGCCUUAUUCUUUGCAGCAACUACUUUUCACUUGUGUUGGUUUCCUGUAUUACUACCGCAUGCAAACAGAUUCAUGACUGUUAAUUGACGAUUUUUUUUCUCCCAAACAAAUAAA
Theobroma umbraticum is the source of this 870-nucleotide messenger RNA. The record is from RefSeq and is a predicted model, not a curated record. NCBI's taxonomy places the organism in Eukaryota, Viridiplantae, Streptophyta, Magnoliopsida, Malvales, Malvaceae.